AUGAUAUGUGAAAUAUGUAAAUUACAAGAAAGUAAAUAUAAAUGUCCUAAAUGUAAACUACCUUAUUGUUCAAUAGCAUGUUAUAAAUCAGAACUACAUCAACAUGAAGAAAUUAAAAUAGAUCAAAAACAAGAAGAACAAACACAGGAAUCAAAAGAAGAAAUAUCUAGACCAUCUGAAGAAUCAAAAUUUGAUAAAAUAUUAUCGGAUCCGCAAAUUCAAUAUUAUUUAAAACAACAAUCAUUACAAUUUCAUUUAUUAUCAAUAUUAACUAUAUUAAAAGAUGGUUUUAUAAAUAAUUUGAACACCGAUCAAAAAAUUGAAGUUAUGAAUUUAAAAUUAAAUGAUUUAAGAAAAGGAGGAAUUGAAGAAAAUGAAUUAAUUGAGGAAUUCGUGCAGAGAGUAUUGGAGUUGAAUGAAAUUUAUUAA
Messenger RNA from Lodderomyces pseudojiufengensis, 429 nucleotides. It is a transcript of the gene HIT1, whose product is annotated as Hit1p. NCBI's taxonomy places the organism in Eukaryota, Fungi, Ascomycota, Pichiomycetes, Serinales, Debaryomycetaceae. The coding region runs from base 1 to 429 and encodes 142 amino acids. The record is from RefSeq and is a predicted model, not a curated record. The transcript has a single exon.